This is a messenger RNA of Helianthus annuus (common sunflower), 738 nucleotides long. RefSeq lists its product as uncharacterized. The record is from RefSeq and is a predicted model, not a curated record. Lineage: Eukaryota; Viridiplantae; Streptophyta; Magnoliopsida; Asterales; Asteraceae. The transcript is spliced from 2 exons. Bases 31 to 573 code for a protein of 180 amino acids.
UCUUCGGAAUUCAAAGUAUUUUCUGAGUCCAUGAAACAGAAGGACGAAGAGCACAAAGCGGUUUUGGCGAAGAUGGAGGAGUCUCUCAGCGGUGCCCGUCUUGCGUAUGAGAGUAUGAUGGCUGAGCGUGAUGCGUUCAAAACAGGGGAGGCUGAUUUGAAGGGUCGCCUGGAGGAAAUGGAGGGGGAGAAUGCUUCUCUAAAGACGGAAGUGACUGAUCUCCGUGAAACGAAGGUUUGGAUGCUUACGGAAGGUGCCCAGCUUCUAGCAAAGAAUAUUCAUAAGGGCAAGGAGAUGACUGCUGCCGUGGCUGGGGUUAAUAACGCGAUGAGCGCGGUCGGUAUUAACUCGGGCUUGCACUCCGGCUACGUUCAUGCUCUGCAGAAAAAGACUCCUUUCAAAGAGAUUCCACUGUUGAACCGUAAUGCUACGGAGGAGCUGAAGGCGGCGGUUGUUUGUUUUGAUACUCUCAAGUUCCCCGUAAUUGAAGACCUUCCGAAGCUAAGUGAUGCGCCCCUUCCUGAAAUUAAGAAGGCCCUUCGCUUUGCUAGUGAUGAUUUGCCGAAUGAAUGAGGUGGACAUGCCCGGUUUUUUGGGGUAUGCACCUUAGGUAUUGUUUAGGUAAUCCAGAUGAAUGUAAUAGCUCGUCCGGCAUUUUUGACAGAUGUCCUAUUUUUCUGGACUUGUAAUGAUGUUUUUACUUUGUUUGUUAUCCUUUUGUGAAUGGUGUUAAAACUU